This is a messenger RNA of Impatiens glandulifera, 1316 nucleotides long. RefSeq names its product probable pectin methylesterase CGR3. The record is from RefSeq and is a predicted model, not a curated record. NCBI's taxonomy places the organism in Eukaryota, Viridiplantae, Streptophyta, Magnoliopsida, Ericales, Balsaminaceae. Bases 224 to 1006 code for a protein of 260 amino acids. The transcript has 7 exons. Gene Ontology annotation, biological process: pectin metabolic process. Gene Ontology annotation, molecular function: methyltransferase activity.
GAAGUGUGAAGGAAAUGAAAAGGACGUACACCGACGAGCUGGAAAAUCACUUUCUCUCUCUUUCUCUCUUUGUAUGAGCUGGUCACUGAACCAGCUAGCUAGCAGAUCUACUACAUACUAAAUACUCCCUCCCUCCCACUCCAUCCAUUCUUUCCUUCCUUCCUUCCUUCCUUCUCCAUUGCUCAUAGACCUCUCGCUUCUUCUCCAUUGCACCAAUAGAAUAAUGUCAAGAAGACCCUCCCGCCGUAUUGGUGAUGAUGGAAGUGUCCCAUUUGUGUCAUCUUUGCAAUCCAAAACUCGUUCAUCUCCUUGGGUAUCCAUUGGCCUCGUUGUCGUGGGUGCAAUUUUAAUAAUAGGAUAUGUUUACACUAGUGGCUCAGGUGGAUCUAGCGGUAGUAUCAACAGUGUCAACAAUAUCGAAAGUGGUGUCUCAUGUACAUUAGAAAUAGAAUCAGCAUUACCAUUUCUAAGGAAAACAUACGGUGACAAAAUGCACAAGGUUUUGCACGUGGGUCCUUCAACAUGCUCUGUGGUUUCCAAAUUGUUAGAAGAAGUGGAAACCGAAGCUUGGGGUAUUGAACCAUAUGAAUUGGAAGAUGUUGAUAGUAAUUGCAAAGGACUUAUAAGCAAAGGCAUAGUUCGGGUAGUUGAUAUCAAGUUUCCUCUUCCUUAUCAGUCAAAAUCAUUUUCACUUGUGGUUGUGUCCGAUGCUUUAGAUUAUAUGUCACCCAAAUAUCUAAACAAGACAUUGCCUGAGUUAGCAAGAGUUUCCAAGGAUGGUAUUGUUGUAUUUAAUGGUUACCCAGGUAUCCAAAAAGUAAAAGUAGCAGAGCUUUCCAAAUUUGGUCGUCCGGCGAAAAUGCGAAGCUCAUCUUGGUGGAUAAGGUACUUCAUUCAGACAGGGUUAAAAGAAGAUGAAUCUGCCUCAAAGAAGUUCCAACAAGCUGCCAAAAAGAAUUCAUACAAGCCAGCCUGCCAAAUCUUUCACCUCAGGUCACACCACUAAUUACUAUUCAAAGAUUUAUAUGUGGUGAAAACCGCAAUCCAUAAGAUUAUUCUUAAGAAAAAAGAUCGUUAAGUGGCAAAUGAUUUUACUUAUGGGUUGGCGAUCAUAUGAAAUUUUCCUUUGUAAUCAUUGGUGUUGCUGAUUAUUAUUGUUUCUAGAGAAGUUGUUAUCUAUAGGGGUGAGUAACAAAAACAGUUAUAAUAUGGUGCAAUUUUCUCACAAUAUAUACACAUUUUAAAUUGUAAUGGAUCAUCAUUUGUUCAAUACCAUGCUCUGUUGGAAAAUUUGACAGGGGUUAGGGUUCCUUAUA